AUGCAGAAAAAUAUGAUGACUUGGAAGUGGCUACCACAGCGUGAUAUAUUUUUGUACCAAAAUGUGAAACUAUUCAUCAGUCACGGAGGUGUAUCUGGGAUAUACGAAACCGUGGACGCUGGAGUACCAGUUCUUGGAUUUCCUUUGUUUGGUGAUCAGCAAGGAAAUAUAGACAAUUUAGUCAACGCAGGAAUGGCUAUUUCAAUAGCCCUCUUGUCUAUAACAAAGGAUAGUUUCUUAAAAAUUUUUUUAGAACAUCUCAACAAUAAAAAGUACAAAGAAAAUGCUGAAACAGCUUCAAAAAUAUUCAAAGAUCGACCAAUGUCCCAAGCAGAACCCGUUGUUUACUGGACUGAGUAUGUUCUUCGGCACAAUGGCGCACCACAUUUGAAAUCUCUAGCAUUUAAGCUAAGAUGGUAUCAAUACUAUUUAUUAAAUGUCUUAGUUGUAAUAUUAGUUUUUAUUUCUGUUGUAAUUUUUAUCACUAGAAAAAUUGUCACAUCAAUUUGUGUGUAUAGUUGA
This is a messenger RNA of Macrosiphum euphorbiae (potato aphid), 522 nucleotides long. Lineage: Eukaryota; Metazoa; Arthropoda; Insecta; Hemiptera; Aphididae. The record is from the annotation of a GenBank genome assembly.